UCGGUUCAAAACGUAUUCUUGAAUCGGCGGUCUGCAAAGUUUUGGAUUCUCACGCAAUGUAGUCUCAAUGAAGUGAAUGAAAGGGGCGGCUGUCACGAGCACAGACGGAGAAAAGAAUCUUGUGUUGCUAUUGAAACUCUGAAAAGACAGCUUCAUGGUCCCCAGCGACGCCUUGCUUUGGUGGACGGGCAUCUUGCUCUUGGCCCCGGCCGCUGACGCGUGCGUCAUCCAGCACAGCCACAGCGGGACGACCUCGAUCAGCGACGGGAUUCCGGGCUCGCUCUAUCUGCUUCCGGGCCAGAACUUUUCCCUGCUGUCUCUGACUUUCGUGAUGGAGAGCAUGGCCGACCAGACGCGGAUUAACAGGACGAUUUUCCUCCAAGCGAAGUCCGUGCGGCUGCCGAACGUGUGGCACAGGAUUGAUAUCUUUCCUCCCAAGAAUGAGUCGGAUUUCCCGCGCAUGACGAUUCCGCCCUCGAACGAGACGUGGGCGCUCAUCUGCUGCCGCGGCCACGAGAUUAGGGAGCUGCGCGCCGACACUCGCGGCUUCGCGCUCUGGAGCUACAAGUGUCCCGACAAUUCCCUCGGCCAGUUGCUGUUCCCCGACGGUUACUCGCUCCAAACAAGAUAUGUUACCUUCAUAGUCGCUGCUGUCCUCGUGCUGGUGGCGCUGGCUGUGACAAUGGCGGUGCUCGCCAUGCUGAGGCAAAGGCGACCCUGUUUGCCACCACCUUCGGACACGCCCCCAGACUGUAGCAGCGCCGACGGAAACCCAGACGACGAAGAGCAGACCCCGACAGACGCCUCUCGACCAAGGACCUCGAGCGCCGUGUCCCGAGGCCCGGCCACCGAGCGCGUGUCCCGAGGUCCGGCCACCGAGUCGCAUUACCUGUUGCUGACCUCCCCCCCUCCGAUCGACGAGGACGAGGCAGGUUACGUCAUUCUCAAGUCGAACCAGCAGCAGAAGAAGGCGAAGACGACGAAAAAGACGACGACGACGGGUCACUACGCUAAUAUCCAGGGCGUGGCAAAAGCUGAGAAUGUGUACGAGGAGUUAAGGCUUUGAGGAUUAGACUUUAGGAAGUGAAGGAAGGAGAUAUUUAGGAGUUGUGUUAGCUGGGUCCUCCUCACCUCUUUACACACACACUCGCAUAUAUAUAUACAUAUAUAUAUAUAUAUA
Molecule: messenger RNA, 1180 nt
Organism: Penaeus chinensis
Lineage: Eukaryota; Metazoa; Arthropoda; Malacostraca; Decapoda; Penaeidae
Exons: 5
Coding region: 155-1066 (303 amino acids)
Source: RefSeq, a predicted model, not a curated record